AAAAAAAUAAAUAAAAAAUCAUAAAAAAUAAUAAUAAUAGAUAUAAAGUGUGUAUUAAAUAAGCGCCCAGCUGCGCCCAACAAGUACGUGUGUGUAUAUAAUGUAGACUACACACAUAAAUAUUAUUAAUUCAUUUUUUAUUUAUUUAUUUUUAUUUUUUUUUAUAUAAUUUAACAUUUAUUUAAUAACAGUUUAUAAUAUUUUUUACAAAUAAAAAUAAAACUCGUCGUUCUUAACCUAUAAAAGGUCAUUUUUAUCAAUACUAUUAUUAUUAUUUUGUUGUGUGUUGAUUAAAAAAUUUUGAUAAGAAUUUACAGUGACGCUGAUAUUUUUUAUCAUUUUAAAAAUAAAAAAUAGUGUGUGUAUUAGUGUGAAUAGAAAAAUAAUUAAUUUAAUUGUUUAUAUGUAAUUUUUACAAUUGUUAAAUCAAUAGUUUUUUAUUUUUUAAUUGAGUACAAACUAUUUAACCUUGGUUUUACGUUGAAACGUCAAAUUAUUUUUUUAUUUUGGAGUAAAUUGAUUUUAAUUAAAAAAAAAUAUUGUCUGAAGAAUGAGAAGAAGACACAACAAGUUGAAUUAUUAAUAUGGUGAUGGCUGAAAGUGAACGAGGACUAGAAAUAAACACAACAACAACAACACCAACAACACCAUCAACAACAACAACAACAGCAAGACUUCAAUGGCUACGUCAACGUCAAGAAGCAUUACAAGAAAAACUAAUACUUAAAAAUAAAGAACUAAAAUGCUUAUGUAUUGAUGAAGCAUAUUUAACUGGUGUGGUACCACCAGAAAUACCACUUGAACCAGGUGAAAGUCCACCAAUAUUACGUAAACGUAUUAGUACAUCAUCAAUUGUAACCACAUGUCCAACAAGUGUCAUAACAACAACAACAACAACUAAGCCUAAAACAAGUCAAGUUGAGGAAUCAGCAUUAGAGCUAGAACGACAAGUACAAAGUGAAAUUGCUAAAACAUCAUUAGCCAUUGUGAAUGAUGGUAAUGAGAGUAAAACUGUUAGAAGGAAACAUCGACAGCUUUAUCAACAAAGCCAAAGACGUUUAAAAGAAUUAGAUACACGUUUAAAUUUUAUACGUCAAGGAUAUGGACAAUUAUCCAAAAGAACCAUACCAAAUCAAUCAUCAGAUAAUUGGCAAUUAUUAUCAUCAACAGCAUCAACAACAUCAACAACGACUUCAACGACAACAACGACAAAUGAUGAUGUUAAUAAAAUUGCAACAAAACAUAGAAUUAAGAAACCACGUCCACCAUUUGAAGCAUCAUUUGAUAAAGAACCAAGUAGCAGUGGAGGUAGUACAACAAGUAGUUCAAAAAUAAUCGAAAGAAAUACAAUACAUAAUGAUAAUGAUUUUACAAAUACACAUGAUUAUUAUCGUUCUAAAAUUCGUUAUAUUAAAAAUUAUGAUAAUCAUACACAAAUUGAUCACAAUGCUGAUCCAACAAUAUAUCCAGAUCAUUAUAGAGCUAGAACAUAUUCACAUGGUAAUAAUAUUGAAGAUUCAAGUAUUAGAAAUUUACGUAAUUUACAAUUUGAAGAUAAACCAUAUAAAAAUUCACCAAGUAUGUUUAAUUUAGAUUGUGAAUCACGUAAUAAUAAUAGCAAUGAUUUACACCACUGGCAAAAUAAAAAAUAUUUAGAAACAACUGGUUCAGGAUAUUUACAUCAACAUUCAUCACAUCGUCAUCCACCAUCACAUCAACAACAACAACAACAACAGCAGCAACAGCAACAACAACAACGUUUUUAUUAUCAAGAUAGAUUAUCAUCUUUACAAAAAUCAACUGGUCAAUCAGUUUAUCAUCAUGGUGAUUUAUUAGAACACAAUAUAGCACCUAAAAAUUCAAUUUUAUCAUAUUCAUAUAACAACAACAACAAUAAUCAGUCUGUGAUAAAACAUCAAGAUCAAUAUUAUCCUGAAUCAGUCAAGGAUAAUAAUAAUCAUUAUAAAGAAAAUACAAAUGACAUGUUAAUGUCACAACAAGAAAGAAUUCCACGUAGAAAUACAGUCAAUGAUGGACUGACAAUGACAAUGCCACGUCAAAAAAUAUUAAAUUUAAAUGAUAAUUGGCCUUGUGUUGUUGAUGAUGCUCAUUGUUAUCAAGACAAUAUUUAUCAACAAGAUAAAUUUGGUAGUUUAGAUAGACGAAAAAAUAUAUUUCCACAUCAUUCAAUGAGAGAAACAACAUCACCACAUAAUAGAUAUGGUGUUAAUUUAUCACCAGUUGAACAUCAACAACAAGCACCACCAUUACCACCACCUCCAUCACUUCCACCAUCACCACCACCACAUACAAGAGUUCUACUAAGAACACAAUCAUUGGGAAGUGUGGAAAAAUGGCAAUCAGCACAAAUAAAUAAUAAUCAUCAACAUCAUCAUCAACAAAUUGAAUCACCAACUGGAUCAAUUCGUGAUUCAUAUGUAUCACGUGGUGGUGGUACAAUAAGAGACAAAGAAUGGUAUGAUAAUACAAUUGAUUGUGGUUAUAGAAUACCUCCAACAACAAUACCAAGAUCAACAAAUUUACGUUAUCCAAGAUCAUCACCUUCACCGUCAUCUGUAUCAACAUCACCAAAACCACAAACACCACCACCACCACCACUUCCUCCUCCUCCACCUCCACCACCAUUACCACCACAAUCAUCAUUGUCAUCAUCAUCAUCAACAAUAUCAAUAGCAACAACACCAAAAAUUGUUGAAAAAGAUCUUGAAAUACCAGCUGAAUCAAGUAAUCAUGCUGGUAAAUAUCAACCAUAUCGAGAAGUUACAAAGCCAUUUGAAAUGUCAGAUUUUUAUAAAUAUUCAACUAAGUAUAGAAAAAAACAAGAACAAACUAGAACAACAACAUCAAAUGAUAAUAAUCCAAUAAAUUUUAAUAGCAAUAUUGAUGAUUCAAAUUAUAUUCAAAGUGUUCAACAACGACCUCCAAUUUCUGGUGGUUAUAUUCCACCAUCACAGAGAAGAGUUUAUGAUCGUUCAACUUAUCCAUCGAGCUAGAUGACACAGAUGAUUGCCAUAUUCAAUGAAGCACAUAAAUUAUAAUAAUGCAAUAUACAUUUAAAUGAUUUAUUAAUAACAAUGUAAAUUAAUAUUUUUAUAGAUAUAUAUAUAUUUUGAAAUAAUUAUCUAUCUCGUUUUAAUUGUAAAAAAAAAAGAUGAAAAUUUUUACCAAAUUAUCAACAUAUUGAUUAUUAUAUUUUUAUUUUAAAUAAAAUAUAUAUACUUAUAUUGAUUAAAUAAAUAAUACACACAUUUUUUUAAAUU
Messenger RNA from Aphidius gifuensis, 3281 nucleotides. RefSeq lists its product as uncharacterized. The record is from RefSeq and is a predicted model, not a curated record. NCBI's taxonomy places the organism in Eukaryota, Metazoa, Arthropoda, Insecta, Hymenoptera, Braconidae. The transcript has 3 exons. Bases 585 to 3014 code for a protein of 809 amino acids.